CCGGGUGAUGCGAGCGAUCAUUUCACUUCCGUCCAUCAAGCGGUGCAGACGCAAAGAAAGCCGUCGUUGUAGUAACGUGCGCAGCGCAGCCUCCAGCCUGAAAGGUUCGUUCGGAUUCGUUCGGUGACAGAUUCGUACGCAGUAGUACGCCCAGAGUCUCGGCUGUUACUUCGCCGACGCUUCCCAUUUCCAUCGCCCAUCGGAGACAUCUGCUCGAUCCCGUUCUUGGCGUGCGUGUUCCCCAAAGUGCGUAUGUGCGUUUGCGUGUGUGUCGGUGCAUGAGAAUCGGGUCGUAUCGGUGUGCGGUGUAAGCCAGGUAGCGCAUCCCCGGGACAGGCGAGCGAGACAUAAUUGUGGCACAGUGAUCACCAACCGCGCGCGCGUUGAGUAAUCGUGGUCUCGCGUGCGUCCGUGCCAGUUUUUGUUCGGCCGUUCGUUCGUCCGCACCAGUCCAGUGUGCCAGUGUGUCCAUUACCGCGUGGUGUGCGGGUCAAACGCGUCGGUGAAUCGGUGACACAGCAUCCGGCCCGGCGAGGCAAGCCCGCUUCGGAGGAGGGCAAAUUUGCAUCCAACUCCAACGGGAGAGGCAGAUCGGCGCAGAUAGCAGCAGCAGCAGCAGCAUAUUUUUGCAACAUUAGCAUCAAUCCGACCGGAAUCGAUCAAGUGCAAACAAUUAUCCAUCAUGACGCAAACGAGUCGCCUGAUAGUGCUGGUCUGCCUGCUGUCCACCGUGGCGGCCAUUCCCGUCCGUCAAAGUCAGCUCCUGUCGGCGAUGCAGCGACAGUACGAGGCCCGCGCCGCCAAGGAAGCGGGCUACCUGCAGGAGCUGGAAGCUGAGCCCACCGGACAGGAGCCAGAAAGUGGCAAGGUGUCUUCGAACGGGGAAGCCGAACAGAGCAGCACCGCUGACUCCAACAUUCGUGAGCCACUACUUCCGAUUACGUUACCGCUGCCGAAUCUGCGCAAGAACAAGAUGUUGGGCUACUUUGGGCUGUACUCUCCGGCGGCGCUAAGUGCGGCAGCAGCUGCGGCUUACGCUCAACCCUACGGCUAUCCGCUGUAUCACUCGAUGCUGGACUACUACGACGACUACCUGCCGGUGGACAACUAUCCCAGCCUAAACAUGCUGGCCAACAUGCAAACCUACCCGCAGAAUGUCUACGCCAACAUGGCGAACGGAAUGGGCUCGUACCAGACGAUGAGUAACCUUUCGCCGAACCUUCAGCAACAGCUCAACAGUCUCGUACAGCAGCAGCAGCAGCAACAGCAGCAGAUUGGACAGCAGCAGCAGCAGCAGCAACAACAGGCCACGAACCCGCAGCUCGCCAACUUGGCUGGUUUGGAUGCGAAUGCUGCUGCGCUCGGCAGCUUCCAGAGUCUCGCCGCCAGCUUCGCGGCCGGUAAUGACAACUUCCAAUCGCUGGACGAUGAAGACAUCCUGUCCCGCCACAGCCAGGCUGGCCGUCGUCGCCCGGCAGUGAAGAACUCGCCGAUCUACUACAUCCGACUGCCCCCGACGCCGUACAUGUUCGUGCCCGGUGUUGGCUACAUCUCGCAACCUCCAACGAUCCAGCCGAUGGCCGCACCGGUCCCACAGUAUCCGCAGCUCGCACCACCACCGCCAGUGACGAUGAGUCCGUUCUACCAGCUGCCCAUUAACUUCGUGUCGAACGGCAAACCCUCCGGCAUUUACCAGUGGAACGGUGCGCCGGCUGCUCCGGCGGUACCACCGCAGCCUGCCUUUGCCCUGCCGUACCCGCGCCCACAGCGACCCGCCUUCGCACCGUCACCGUUCAUCCAGGACUCGAAGAUUACGCACCUGAAGGGUCCGUUCCUGUUCAACGGCCGGCCGGAGGAGAUUUUCCUGCUGCAAAACACCUUCAACCCGCUCUACCAGAGUCCACUGAACUCGUACUAUUAAUGAGCGUGCGACCAGAGAGUGCAGGUGGACCAGCGCGAAACACUCACAUCCGCCAUGUGGACUUAGGGGGAGUGUCCGGGAUGGUUAUAGCAAACGCAUUUGGCAAUGAAGGGCCAGCUUAGCGGCAUUACUGCAAUAUCACGAUUAUCAUGCAAAACUUUACACAAACACAUUCACACGUACACUAUACAACACUGCGAUCGACAUUUGAACGAUCGGCACUGAUCGAGGUGGGUGGCCCCCCUUGCGAUAACACAUACAUACUAUUGUUCGAUUAGGCUUAGUGUGGAUUAGCCACUUAAGGAAGCAAAAAGUGAAAUACUAGGAAUAGACUAAGCGUCGCUAGGCACUUUCGGUACCGUACCAUUCGGUUACCCGGCCCACUAGAGGAUGCUUGUGGUGUAAAAUGACUUACUUGGAGAAACGUUUCAUCGAUGGGGGAGAAGCUUUUUGCUGCAUCCUUACUUACCAGUGAUGCAAACAAUCAUUUUUGAGCUACCUACUUUCGAGGUGCUUAGCAUCGAAAUUUAGCUAAAAAGGUGUUAGCGGGAGACGUAUUGCCAUCUUCCCGCGCCAAGGCCUCCAUCGAUGGAACGUUUCUUCGACACGACGGUAUUUAUCAGUAAUGUAACGACAACGAGAAGCGAAAUGAAUGCAAAACAAUACUCGUACUUGGAUCGUCAAACGACUAGACAGCAAUCGGGACUAGUGAUUUAGCGGAGGGUUAAGUAAAUUUGAUUUAAAGAAGUAAAAAUAAAUUAAAAAUAAAUAAAAAGCACAACGCCAACAAAUGGAGAAAGCA
Molecule: messenger RNA, 2723 nt
Organism: Anopheles gambiae (African malaria mosquito)
Lineage: Eukaryota; Metazoa; Arthropoda; Insecta; Diptera; Culicidae
Exons: 2
Coding region: 683-1921 (412 amino acids)
Source: RefSeq, a predicted model, not a curated record